This is a messenger RNA of Fusarium venenatum, 2859 nucleotides long. RefSeq lists its product as uncharacterized. NCBI's taxonomy places the organism in Eukaryota, Fungi, Ascomycota, Sordariomycetes, Hypocreales, Nectriaceae. The record is from RefSeq and is a predicted model, not a curated record.
AUGAUCUCGCAUUCCCUCUAUGAGAAGUACAAGAAGGAUACCCAGGAUUUCAGCUACUGGUUGGCGAACGAAUACAUUACUCUCUUCGUGUCAAAUCAAAGAAACCCGGGCUCGACACCACAAAGGCCACAAUUCGACUUUAGACACCCCCCUAAAGUCAAUGAUUUCAUCCCUCUGGCCACGUACAUAGCCAGCCAAAAUGGACCAGUCCCUUAUCACGUCUUCAGCGCUCUAGCGUCGGCCAUCCACAAGAGAUCCAUUGCUACCGCAUCCUACACAGCACAAGCAGGGGCUCCAGUCAACCCCAAUCAAGCGGCAAGCGAUGCUAGUCAUCAACACUUUACCGAUAUUUUAGCCCAUUGUCGUAGCAUCCUCGGCGGUGACGGCUGGGUGGCCGACAACAUACGGGCUAAGGUCGAACCUUCUAUCGAACGAGUCCAAGAAGAGCUGUCCAGCAGAUUCAGAGCCCUAUAUGUCCAAGUUGUCGAAGCAUCUAGCGAGGAAGAAGAACAAGCGUCAAGUUCCAGACCAAGGCAACAACGAAGACCUGGAAAGGGCAAGGGCAAGAAGAAAGGAAAGUCCAACAAGGGCAAAGCAAAGCAGCCAGCAAGGGAACAAGUCUACCAAGUAAUUUCUAUGGAGAGCUUACGCAAUAUUGACGGCCAAGACGCCAUGACUAUCAACUAUCUAAUUGCUGUACACUCAGCAGCUCAGCAAUGGAUUGAGCUUCGAUAUUGCAUCCAACGCCAAUGGGUGCAAGUCGCUUACGGAGAUCUUAAUACCGCGGUGGCAGCUGCUACAUCCAAAGUAGCUGUUUCAAUGGUCCAAAGAACUAAUGCCGCCAUAUUCGCCGAUUUUGCGGGAAAUGACUCUUAUCUGUCUAUCGUGAACGCACUUGCUCGCGGGGAUAUCAAUAACGCCCAAGGAACGUUUCAGGUCGAUAUUUCCAAUGAAGCAGGUCGUGGUGUGAGAAAUAGAACAAUUUCAGAUGUUAAGGAGCAAUUCCUUUACAAUACCUACAUGGCGCUUAAAGACUUUCUCGACGAUUUUCGGCUCAACAGGACUGGCAGGCCAACAAACAGGCUGGGAAGAACGCUUGCUACUUGGGAUUCUACAGUGAUAUUGGCGAACUUGAGUCGCGACGAGCGAAUGGCCUGGCGACGGAUUUAUAUCAUCAAUUGGCUCUACGAUCUCGUCAAUGUUUCUUCGGCGGCACAGCUGAAGAAGAACAGAGAGUCUCGCGGUCCGAAGAGUCUAGAACAUGUUGACUGGACCGGUAACGAACGAACCAUAUUCGGUCUCAAUGAAUUUGCGGUUGACAUUACACGUAUGGCGAUGCAGAAGGGCAACUUUCAGGUCGAAACGUUAAUCCAGCUACAUCAUGUUUUUCAACUCCAGUGCAUCGUGGACUCUUUUACCACUUCCAGGGGAUGGUUCAUACCCAUGGAGGGGUCUAUGCAUGUCUUGUCAGAGCCAGCAGACUUCCGGACGACGCGGGAUAUCGAUAUAUUCCUUGACCGCCAAAGACAAUUUGUAUCUGGUGGCUACCGUGUCUCGGUUAACAAUAUGGAAGCCAAGCUGGUGUCAUCAUGCGAGGAUGUCCCGCAUUUUCGAGGACUUCUUGACCACAUCCUCAUAUCUGGAGAAGAUUUUCAUGACUAUCUUGGCCAGCACGUGUAUGCCAACAAUGAAAAACGAAUGAUUUGGGAAGGUAUAGAACCAUCUCGGUUUGGUACAGCCGAUGCCAAUGGGCUGCACAAAUAUUCACCCUAUCUUUGCGGUGCCGGUCUUGAAGAGGCCUUAUCACUAUCAUAUAAACAAAUGAUGUGGUUAUGGCAGGUGAUGCGCGAGCCGAUACUUAUACUGCACAUAUAUAAAUUCCUCAAGCAACACAACUAUUUCGACAAACCUAUCCCGUUAUGGGAGGCUCUUGCAGUUCUUUUCAAGAGAGGCGUGUUUCGAGACCAUCAGAACGACACAACAAACAGUGGUAAGGCGUUAACAACAUUGUUAAACAUGCGACAAUCGUUAAGUUUAACUGAAGGCGAAAACAUACACAAAUCCUUUGACAUAACCGCUUGCCAUAACUUCAACAGGCAAUCUGCGUUAUCAGCGUACCAGAAAGCGAAUUGGAACUCUGGUCAAGUAAUUCUGGAUCAGUCUUCGGAUGAAGAUUUGUCGGUUCUACUAGCCAUGCUACACAGAGGGGACGAUGGGGAGGAACAGGCGGCAAUUACUAGAUCGACCGAAAACACUGUUGGGGCGGAGUCGGGGGCGGUGGAGGAAACUGAGCCCGCGGGGGAGAUUUCAACAAUAGAGACAACUACACAAGCGACGGGUGAUGAUGGUGCAUUGCCGGCACCUGGACCACCCAAUCUCCCCCGGCCAGGGCCAGAUUCAGAAGAACGCGAUCAAGAUGUCAUCUCUUGGGCUAAUGGGGAAUUCUUGGACGAUAUAUGCGGCUUCGCUUUAGCGAGACCACUUAGGCCCCUCUCCAGCAUCAACUACGCGUCCGUCACAGUGGCCAUACUGGGUGCCUUUGAUGAGAUUGAUAAAAGGCUCAGGCAGGCUCAGAACCGCAUGUACGGAACCUACCGUGAUAGAAAUCAUCCAGAAUAUCACCAGGGAAGGCGGGCGAAAACCAUACAUGAGAGAGGGACCAUGUUCUUACAUGCACUUGACCUGUACCGGACCCCAGAGCAGGAGAAAAGGGAAGUAUGGGAUCCCCCGGCUAAGGAAGUGCUUCAAAUUACGGCCGACGUUCUGGCGGCUGAGCCACGGAAAAUAUGGGAGUUCACUUAUUGGAACAGCUUGACCUGGGUUGAGGAUGCCAGGCUAGAAGCUGCAGAGAAUGCCUGA